Molecule: messenger RNA, 2671 nt
Organism: Pangasianodon hypophthalmus (striped catfish)
Lineage: Eukaryota; Metazoa; Chordata; Actinopteri; Siluriformes; Pangasiidae
Gene: tcf7l2
Product: transcription factor 7 like 2
Exons: 14
Coding region: 475-2325 (616 amino acids)
Biological process (GO): canonical Wnt signaling pathway; regulation of transcription by RNA polymerase II
Cellular component (GO): beta-catenin-TCF complex; catenin-TCF7L2 complex
Molecular function (GO): RNA polymerase II cis-regulatory region sequence-specific DNA binding; DNA-binding transcription factor activity, RNA polymerase II-specific
Source: RefSeq, a predicted model, not a curated record
UUCUGCUCUUCUCCACCAAAGCUCGCUUUUCCUUCCUCGCUUUUCAAACUGCUGUGUUCGUCUGCUGCUUUCCUCCAGCCUCUCCCCCCCUCCCUACUUUCCUGCCCCUCUCUAUUUAUGAAAACGUCACUUCAAGUCCCUCCCUGUUUGAAUCUCAUUAGUUUCUUGUGUGUUUCUCCCUGUCAAUAAUCCCGAAUCCAGACUCUCUCUAUUUCCAUCCCUCUCUAGCUGUCAAUCAGCGCCGCCUUUGAACUGAAAACCACUCCGACCAACUUCAACUCACUCAAUCCGAGCGCCUCGGCUCCGUCUACGGCUUCUUUUUCUGCCAAGAUUCCCCUUUUUUUUAGUUUUGUACUAAUCGCCAGUCCUUGGGAAACACCAGGGCAGACCCUAAACUCGAGCUCGGAUUCGGGAUCACAGAGAUCAAGGGUUUAAAACUUUGUGUUUUGGCCCCCCAACACUGCUCGGGAGAAAAUGCCGCAGCUGAACGGCGGUGGAGGGGACGAUCUGGGUGCGAACGAUGAAAUGAUUUCCUUCAAAGACGAAGGAGAACAGGAGGAGAAAAUUUCAGAGAACUCCUCUGCAGAAAGGGAUUUAGCAGAUGUCAAAUCUUCGCUCGUAAACGAGUCAGAAACGAAUCAAAACAGCUCUUCGGAUUCAGAGGCGGAAAGACGGCCUCCGCCUAGAGCCGAAACUUUCAGAGACAAAACAAGAGAAAGUUUAGAGGAGGCUGCGAAAAGGCAAGAUGGAGGGCUGUUCAAGAGCCCCCCGUACCCGGGCUAUCCAUUUAUAAUGAUCCCCGACCUGACCAGCCCCUACCUCUCCAACGGAUCCCUCUCACCGACGGCGCGCACAUAUCUACAGAUGAAAUGGCCACUGCUAGAUGUUCAAGCAGGAAGUCUUCAAAGUAGACAAGCACUUAAAGAUGCCAGGUCCCCUUCUCCAGCACACAUCGUUUCUAAUAAGGUCCCGGUGGUACAGCACCCUCACCAUGUGCACCCGCUUACGCCUCUGAUCACCUACAGCAAUGAACACUUCACGCCAGGGAACCCGCCUCCACACCUGCAGACAGACGUGGACCCCAAAACAGGAAUCCCUAGGCCUCCACAUCCUCCAGAUAUAUCUCCAUACUACCCUCUGUCUCCUGGCACUGUAGGCCAGAUCCCCCAUCCGCUAGGAUGGUUAGUACCACAGCAAGGUCAACCGGUUUACCCAAUCACAACGGGAGGUUUUAGACACCCCUACCCAACUGCCCUCACUGUCAACGCAUCCAUGUCAAGUCUUCUCUCCUCCAGAUUCCCUCCCCACAUGGUGCCCCCACACCACAGUUUGCACACCACGGGCAUCCCGCACCCUGCCAUAGUCACGCCCAACGUCAAACAGGAGUCCUCCCACAGCGACAUCAGCACGCUCAACAGCUCGAAACAUCAGGACCAGAAAAAGGAGGAUGAAAAGAAGAAGCCGCACAUAAAGAAGCCUCUGAACGCAUUCAUGUUGUACAUGAAGGAGAUGAGGGCCAAAGUAGUGGCAGAAUGCACGCUGAAAGAGAGCGCAGCUAUCAAUCAAAUCCUGGGCCGAAGGUGGCAUGCCCUGUCUCGAGAGGAGCAGGCCAAAUACUACGAGUUGGCCAGGAAAGAACGACAGCUACACAUGCAGCUCUACCCCGGCUGGUCAGCACGAGACAACUAUGCUGCUAACCAACAGGGGAAAAAGAAGAAGAGAAAAAGGGAAAAGCAGCAGGCAGAUGGCAAUGAACACAGAGAAUAUUUUCCAAAUCCUUGCCUUUCACUCCCUCCGAUUACAGAUGCAAAUACCCCUAAGAAGUGCCGUGCCUUGUUCGGGCUUGACCAACUCAGUUUAUGGUGCAAACCCUGCAGGAGAAAAAAGAAGUGCAUUCGCUACAUUCAAGGUGAAGGCAGCUGUGUCAGUCCUCCCUCUUCGGAUGGAAGCUUACUAGAGUCGCCCCCAUCCUCCCCCUCCAUGGUCCCCAAUUCUCCGCCCUCGAAAGAGUCCAAACCACAGACUGAACAAAUGCAACCUCUUUCACUGACUAUGAAACCGGGCCCCCUGGUCUCAUCCUCACACCACCAACACCACCACCUGUCCAUGGCCCCGCCUCCGCCCUUAGCUCUGCUGGACAACUCAGGGGCAGGCAAAACCCCCGGCCCCGCCCACAAUGGCUCCUUGGACCCUUCAGACGUGUCAUCGUCUCGCCCCUCAGGCUCCGCCUCCUCCCAGCCUGCAUCGGCGUGUCAUUCCCAUUCUCUGUUGCCCAGCUCUGCCCCAACGCAACCGCUUUCGCUCGUAACCAAGUCAAUAGACUAGGCUAAACUAACUCCGAUUUACCAGCUUUCAACUCCUCCCUUCUGUCUGCUGACACUUAUGUUCUUUUCCUCUUUUUUUGUUUCAUUUUUCUGUCACAUAUGGCUUUGGAAAUUAGUUAAUUCUUUUAUCAAAGUUCAUUGGUCAAUAUUUGACCUGUCAUUAUCUAAAAUAAAUGGAACUAUUAUAAUAAUAAUAUUGAUGAUAAAGUAAAAUGAGUUGUAGAAUAUAGCUAUAUAAGUCUGCCAAAAUGUAAGACUUUUUCCUUUUUUUUUUUUUUUUUUUUUUUUUACUGUACAACAGAAAAAAAAGAAUACCUGUUAUGUAAAUUGACAUAGACUUGUUAAAA